Amoebophrya sp. A25 is the source of this 1127-nucleotide messenger RNA. NCBI's taxonomy places the organism in Eukaryota, Dinophyceae, Syndiniales, Amoebophryaceae. The record is from the annotation of a GenBank genome assembly.
GACAAGUAGCUGUGCGUGCUUUAUCUUAGCUUAUUAAUAUAGUUGAUUCUUAAAGAAUAGUUAUACAAAGGUUGGGUUAGUUAUAUUUCAUCAUGAUAGCAAUUCAGAGAAUUGCUUGGUCUUCUAGUACUAGCAUCUAUCCACGUAUUUUAUGAUCCAGUACUAUUAAUUGUCUAGUUGAUCGCUGAGGUCUUUCAAAAUGAUACUGAUGAGGUUUUUGUAAUCUGUAGGAUGCAUGCAGCAGGCACACAAGUAAUAGGAUUGUUGAUACCUCCAUGUUAUGGAUUUUUAUUUCGGAGUAGCAGCAGGGGGAGCUGCGUUUGUGAUCGAGGAGCCGGAGCUACGGACGAUGGACUUUUUCUUAAGGAUAGGACAGCGCUGGGCUCAUUAGUAGUAACUUGUCAUGGCGUAUUUUGCGUAUUUUUUCCAUGUAACUGAAACAAAGGGAUGAGAAUACGCAAGGGUGGGCACUUUUUUUCACGGGCGACGAUAUUGAAUAAUGGAUCUAAUCGUGAAGACUGAAGCGGCCGACAGUUCCGUGUGGGAUUGCGAUCAGCAGAAGUUCUGACGUAUCAAAAGCUCUUGUCUGACGAAAACAGCUGGUAAUAAAUCCAAGCCUUCGGAUGACGCAGCAUACACGAAUGGAUGGCGAUGCAGUCGCUGUCGUCGUUGAUUCUUACUAUGAGCCUUCGUCUGUUGAUGUGCUUGGUCGACCACCUAGUAGGGAGGGCUGUAGGAUGGUCGUCAUAUCGCCAGAGCGUCUCCAUAUUACUUUGUGCUACUAUGUCAUUCCAAUAUCAGUGCGUGAGACUUAUUGACGUCACUACAGCAUGUUUCUUGGUCAUUAUAGACGAUGAUCAGUAAAUCAUCUACUCAGGAACUAACUUUGCAGAGGACAUGGCGACUCUUGUGCUACCUAAUGGCACACAUUGAAAGGCGCACGGUAUGAGCGUGUAUAUGUGCAAUGUAGUGCUUGUAGUCUGUAGUGUGUAUAUACACUAUCAGGGUUGGCAGGCACAUGCCAUGACGAAAUUGAAAAAGCAUAAAACUGAACCGUACCAUUUUGGGCUUGAGUUUUGCGCUGUCAAUCUAGUUGGUUACCAUUCUCAAGAUGCACGAUAAGGAGG